UGUCAACAUACUCAAAUAAAAAAAUUCUUCACUUUCGGUGAGCUCUCGCGUGUAUUGUUGAUCGCCACUUCAAAGACAUAAAAAGUAAUUACACCCCGUCUGUACAUCAUGUAUCACAUAAAGCCAAUCAUUAGUUCCAACGUUCACAUCGAACUACCCACUUCGAUGUAUCAAAUCAAACCAAUUUCCACAGAUCAUUUGAAUGAUAUUCAUAGCAAUAACCUCAAUGUCGCUGGCAGCAAUUUGGCUGAUGUAAGUGAAAAACCGAAUCGGGACAUAGUGCAACAAAUUAAUAAAAUUCUCAAGCAGUCGAAAAGCGGAGAUAUGGAGGAAUUGGAGGCUCGCCAAGAAAUCAUCUUAAAGCAAUUGAAAGAGUUGAAGGAGCGGUUGAUGUCUAUGCAUAAAGAACUGAACGUUUGCAGUAAACCGGCACAGUCUCGGGUGCAACAAUCGUCACAAACCAAAACAGCUCAAAAACCAAUUGAUGCUUCAAAUCUCCGUGACAUUGUGAUCAACGCCAAUCCCAGCAAUGUUCCGUUCAGUUUGGUCAUUCUAAAGAAACUUUGGACGGAUCGUCUCUCGAUAAACAUUCAGUUUUACACGCACUCGUCUGUCUCCAGUCUAUCUCAAUCAGCAGUGAAUUUCCAGCAUAUUUGCACCGCUCACCAAUCAACAUCCGCGACCGCUCUAAAUGUCAGCCUAAUUUGGAAGAACGUCGACAGCAUUGAAAUGAUAAACGGUUCGACGUUGCCGAUCAUCGGAGAAUCGAACAUAUUGCGGUACCUUGCUCGCAUCGGACCGAACGAAUUCAAUUACGAAACGAAUGGAUCGAAUUGCAAUGAAAUCGACAGUCAACUGGAUCUGAGCGAAAUGUUGCUGGCUGCGGAAACAGCAAGAGAUCGUCAGACUAUUUUCAAAAAUUUGAACGCAACGCUCGGUAAAAACGAAUAUUUCGGUGGAUCCGAACCGCGCAUAAACGAUUUGUCUCUGGCCAGCGCUGUUCUGCAGUCAACGGCUGAGAAGGAAUUGCCGCCCACUUUGUUGAAAUGGUCUCGUAAAGUCAUGGGCUGAGCCGAUAAAACUGAAUUUCAAUAAAAAUGCGCGGAGUUCCAAUU
Molecule: messenger RNA, 1115 nt
Organism: Bradysia coprophila
Lineage: Eukaryota; Metazoa; Arthropoda; Insecta; Diptera; Sciaridae
Gene: AIMP2
Product: aaRS-interacting multifunctional protein 2
Cellular component (GO): aminoacyl-tRNA synthetase multienzyme complex
Source: RefSeq, a predicted model, not a curated record